This is a messenger RNA of Lagenorhynchus albirostris (white-beaked dolphin), 3045 nucleotides long. It is a transcript of the gene TAP1, whose product is annotated as transporter 1, ATP binding cassette subfamily B member. Bases 390 to 2642 code for a protein of 750 amino acids. Gene Ontology annotation, biological process: transmembrane transport; peptide transport. The transcript is spliced from 11 exons. Lineage: Eukaryota; Metazoa; Chordata; Mammalia; Artiodactyla; Delphinidae. The record is from RefSeq and is a predicted model, not a curated record. Gene Ontology annotation, molecular function: ATP hydrolysis activity; ABC-type oligopeptide transporter activity; ATP binding. Gene Ontology annotation, cellular component: membrane.
UCCCGCAAGUGGAGGCGAGGACAGCAGGGUCGGGUGUUGGGAAUGGAGAAGGUGGAGCACCAGGGCUGCUCCCCUAAAUCUCGGAUCUGAUGUCGACGCCCUCCCCCCACAUAGUCCGGGCGGGCCGCCUUCGGAGUGGGUGGGUCUGGGGAGCCGGAGACGCUUUCGUUUUCCCUUUACUGUAAACUGCUCACUUCAGGCCAGCGCCCGCGGGCUCGGCGGGUUCCCGGGACUUUCCGAAGCCCCGACCCGGCUCGCCCUGCUCCCUCCCCGGCGCGGUCCGGGGACCCGCCCUGCUACGACUCCAACUGCGUCCAGAGACUAGACUCCGUCCUGGCGAGGACGGCGAGAGUCCCAGGACCUGGGCCGGCCUCGAACCGCGCGCGCCCAUGGCCUGCUCGGAGUCCCCCGCUCCCUGCGGGUGUCUCCGCCUCUCCCGAGCCUCCCUCGCGUGCCUGGGGACAGCGCUGCUGCUCCUCGCCGACUGGAUGCUGCUCCGGCUGGCGCUGCCUCGAAUAGCCUCCCUGCUGGUACCCCCUGCGCUGCCGCUGCUCAGUGUCUGGGUGGCGGGCCUGAGCCGCUGGGCGGUACUGUGGCUGGGAGCCCGAGGCGUCCUCGGGGCAGCGCUGGGCUUCCGGAGAGAAAGCGCAGGAGUCCGGGGAUGGCUGGCUGCUUUGGAGCCGCUGGCGGCGGCGCUGGGCUUGGCUCUGCCGGGACUUGCCUCGUUCCGAGAGCUGCGCUCGUGGGGAGCCCCCGGGGACGCUCACAGCACCCGGCCACUGCACUGGGGGAGUCGCCUGGACGCCUUUGCGCUCAGCUACACGGCGGCACUGCCCGCGGCCGCCCUGUGGCAUAAGAUCAGGAGCCUUUGGGUGCAAGGAGCUCACGGCGCUUCUGGAGUGGCGGUGAGACGGCUUCUAGGCUUCCUGGGCCCAGAGAUACAACGCCUGCCGCUCCUUCUGGCCCUGGUGGUACUCUCCUGUCUUGGGGAGAUGGCUGUUCCAUUCUUCACGGGCCGUUUCACGGACUGGAUUCUACAAGACAGGACAGGCGCUGCCUUUGCGCGAAACAUAACUCUCAUGUCUGUCCUCACCAUAGCCAGUGCAGUGCUGGAGUUCACGGCUGAUGGAAUCUACAACAGCACCAUGGGCCGUGUGCACUGCCACCUGCAGGGAGAGGUGUUUCGGGCUGUCCUGUGCCAGAAAACAGAGUUUUUUCAAAAGAACCAAACAGGUGCCAUCACAUCUCGGGUCACAGAGGACACGUCCACCGUGAGUGAGUCUCUGAGUUCGGACCUGAGCCUCUUUCUGUGGUACCUCUGCCGUGGACUGUGUCUCUUGGGGCUCAUGCUCUGGGGGUCCCCGUCCCUCACCAUGGUCACCCUGCUCGCCCUGCCACUACUUUUCCUUCUGCCUGAGAAGCUGGGAAAAUGGCACGAGGUGCUGGCAGCACAGGUGCAGGAAUCUCUGGCAAAAUCCAGCCAGGUGGCCAUUGAGGUGCUGUCAGCCAUGCCUACAGUCCGGAGCUUUGCCAACGAAGAGGGUGAGGCCCAGAAGUUCAGGCAAAAGCUGCAUGAAAUGAAGACACUUAACCAGAAGGAGGCCCUGGCCUACGCGGUCAACCUCUGGACCACCCGUAUCUCAGGAUUGCUGCUGAAGGUGGGAAUCCUGUAUUUUGGUGGGCAGCUGGUGACAAGUGGGUCUGUAAGCAGUGGGCACCUGGUCGCCUUUGUUCUUUACCAGAACCAGUUCACCACAGCUGUUGAGGUACUGCUGUCCACCUAUCCCAGGCUACAGAAGGCUGUGGGCUCUUCAGAGAAAAUAUUUGAAUACCUGGACCAGAUCCCUCACUGCCCAGCCAGUGGUGUGUUCACUUCCUUAAAGUUGCAGGGCCUCGUCCAGUUCCAGGGUGUCUCCUUCGCCUACCCAAACCGUCUAGAUGUCCCAGUGCUGCAGGGGCUGACGUUCACCCUUCGUCCUGGUGAGGUGACGGCGCUGGUGGGGCCCAAUGGGUCUGGGAAGAGCACAGUGGCUGCCCUGCUGCAAAAUCUGUACCAGCCCACCGAGGGGCAGGUGCUCCUGGACGGGGAGCCCCUUCCCAAAUAUGAGCACUGCUACCUGCACAGACAGGUGGCUGCUGUGGGACAAGAGCCACAGCUAUUUGGAAGAAGCUUUAAAGAAAAUAUUGCCUAUGGCCUGGUCCAGAAGCCAACCAUGGAGGACAUCACAGCUGCUGCAGUGGAGUCCGGAGCCCACGGGUUCAUCUCUGUACUCCCUCAAGGCUACGACACAGAAGUAGGUGAGGCUGGGGGCCAGCUGUCAGGGGGUCAGCGACAGAGAGUGGCCUUGGCUCGAGCCUUGAUCCGGAAACCGUGUGUACUCAUCCUGGAUGACGUUACCAGUGCCCUGGAUAUAAACAGCCAGUCCUGUGUGGAGGAGCUCCUGUAUAAAAGCCCUGAGCGGUGCUCUCGGUCUGUGCUUCUCAUCACCCAGCGCCUCAGCUUGGUGAAGCAGGCUCACCACAUCCUCUUUCUGGAAGGAGGCACCAUCAUUGAGGCGGGAACCCACCAGCAGCUCAUGGCGAAUAAGGGACGCUAUUGCACCAUGGUUCAGGCUCCUGGUGGGUCAGGUGCUCCAGAAUGAAAGACUCCUCAGAUCUGCACACUCCAUCUCCUUCCCUUUUUCCCUCCUCUCUAUAGUGGAGAGUUUGAGAACAAAGGUCUUACCAGAGUUGCAGAGUGGGCAGCUGCUACUGGGAGGGGUGACAUUCUAAAACGUAACCCCUGAGGUGAUGCCUGAAAUUUUGCCAUGAGUGUUAACUGCUCUCCAAGCUCCUCUUGGUUAUACAGAUUUCCUGGAAAAAAACAGGCUUCAGAACUUCUUAGUGUAACUGGGUUUGGAGCCAGGGUUGGUGUGGCUAGCAUGAGAAAUAUUUAGAAUACACAGAAAUGGAAGGUCAGCUCCUUUUCAACCUGACCCGAGGCAUAUGCUGGCCCAUAAAUACCCUCUGGUUUCUUGAUAUUUAUAAUAAAAUUGGUGUCUUGUA